AUGGGUAAAAGCAGUAAGGAUAAGAGAGAUUUGUAUUAUAGAAAGGCCAAGGAAGAAGGUUGGAGAGCCAGAUCGGCGUUCAAAUUAUUGCAGUUGAAUGAGCAAUUUCAAUUGUUCAAAGGAGUAAGAAGAGUCGUUGAUCUUUGUGCAGCACCGGGAUCAUGGUCCCAGGUCUUAUCCCGGGAAAUCUAUGAAAAGAAUGUCGAUGGAGAAUCUGAACCAAAGAUCGUGGCCGUCGAUUUGCAACCAAUGUCUCCGAUCAAAGGGGUUACAACGUUGCAAGCCGACAUCACCCAUCCAAAGACUUUGUCAAAGAUUUUGGACAUUUUUGGUGGUGAGCCAGCAGACUUCAUCUGUAGUGACGGUGCUCCUGAUGUCACAGGUUUACAUGAUCUAGAUGAAUAUAUUCAAGCACAAUUGAUCUUGUCGGCACUUCAAUUGACUACAUGUUUAUUGAAGCCUGGUGGAACUUUUGUGGCUAAGAUUUUCAGAGGAAGAGAUAUUGAUUUGAUGUAUGCUCAGCUAGGAUACUUGUUUGAAAAUGUCAUUUGUGCCAAGCCAAGAGCCUCUAGAGGUACUUCGUUGGAGGCUUUCAUUGUUUGCAGAAACUACACUCCUAUUCCUGGAUGGACUCCACAGUUGAAGUUGAAUCAAUCAACCGAAGAGUUCUUUGAAGAUGCCAGCAUUGCAAGAAAGAACAAGUUGGGUGACAAGUUAGAAAAUUACUUGCCAACUGAAGAACGUCAUAUUGCACCAUUUGUAGCCUGCGGUGAUUUAUCAAGCUACGAUUCUGAUGCCACUUAUUCUCUCGAUCAUAGUGUUGCCAGAGUCAGUUUAGAUCCUGUGCAAUCGCCAACAGCUCCCCCAUAUAAGAAAGCCAUCGAAAUGAAAAGGAAAGGUCAGUUGAAGCAAAAGGCUUAUAAAUGA
Molecule: messenger RNA, 927 nt
Organism: Saccharomycopsis crataegensis
Lineage: Eukaryota; Fungi; Ascomycota; Saccharomycetes; Ascoideales; Saccharomycopsidaceae
Gene: TRM7
Product: tRNA methyltransferase TRM7
Exons: 2
Coding region: 1-927 (308 amino acids)
Biological process (GO): cytoplasmic translation; tRNA methylation
Cellular component (GO): cytoplasm
Molecular function (GO): tRNA methyltransferase activity
Source: RefSeq, a predicted model, not a curated record